Triplophysa dalaica is the source of this 1399-nucleotide messenger RNA. RefSeq names its product dickkopf WNT signaling pathway inhibitor 3b (gene dkk3b). Gene Ontology annotation, cellular component: extracellular region. The record is from RefSeq and is a predicted model, not a curated record. Lineage: Eukaryota; Metazoa; Chordata; Actinopteri; Cypriniformes; Nemacheilidae. The coding region runs from base 131 to 982 and encodes 283 amino acids. Gene Ontology annotation, molecular function: co-receptor binding; receptor antagonist activity. The transcript has 7 exons. Gene Ontology annotation, biological process: multicellular organism development; negative regulation of canonical Wnt signaling pathway.
UGCCAUCAGACGCAAUGGUGAGCCAAACAUCUUUUUCCGGUCUUUUUUUCCCCUCAACGUUUCCAAAUAAACCACGUCCAGACACAGCGUGUGAUUCUCGGCGAGGUUACUCUCUUAAACCCCCAAAACGAUGCUGAAGUUUGCGUUAUUGUCGUGUUGGGUGUGUUUGGUGGUGGGCAGCACGGUGAACAGAAGGGGACAUGGGGACAUCGGCGAGACCCUGGAUGCGCAUGUAGCGCAGGGACAGACCACUUUAAACGAGAUGUUCAGAGAGGUGGAAAAACUGAUGGAGGACACAAAACACAAACUCGAGGAGGCUGUGCAUCAGAUGGAGAACGAGUCUUCAAAGUCGCUGUUACAUGGACGCGACUUGCCGGCCAAUUUUCACAAUGAAACAACAACAGAGAUUAAAAUGGGAAAUCGGACAAUUCAACUGAUAGAGAAGAUCGACAAGGAAACUGACAAUAAGACUGGGAAAACUCAAUUUUCCAGAACUCUUAUUCAAAGCCCUGUUCGAUGGAAUGAAGUCGAUCAUGAGUGCAUGAUUGAUGAGGAUUGUGAGGAGGGAAGCUACUGUCUUUACGAGAUCAUCACCUCGAAAUGUGUCCCUUGCCAGACAGCUAAUAUGGAGUGCAUAAAAGAUGAGGAGUGUUGCGGCGAGCAGCUGUGUGUAUGGGGUGUUUGUGCUCACAACCGAUCCAAAGGACAAUCCGGAACCAUCUGUCAGUACCAGAGUGACUGUAGUCCUCAACAUUGCUGUGCCUUUCACAAAGCGCUGCUCUUCCCCGUGUGUCGGCCCAAGCCACAGGAAGGUCAGGGCUGUCACGAUCACCUAAACCAGCUCAUGGAUCUCUUACUGUGGGACGAGGAAGGGCCGCGCGAGUUCUGCCCGUGUGUUGGAGGUCUAAACUGUCAGUCUCUCGGGAAAAAAUCAGUGUGUGUGGAUGAGAGGAAUUCCUCUGGUGAAGGGAUUUUUGACUGAACGCUUUGAAAGAAACUGAACAUUAUCAGUGGUGCAUUAUUAUGCUCGGCAUUUAGUUUAUAUUAUUACUUUUUUAUUGUAAUUUGUAAUAAUUAUUUGUAAUUUGCUUGCCACCAAAGUUAAAAGAAUUACAACUCUUUCCAAACACCACCACCAAGAAGAGCAAUUUUGAAACAGACACUGUGUUUUGAUCUUUUUAUGGUGUAUGAAUUGCUUAGUUCUAGUCUUGUUUGUGUAUUAAACUGUAUUCAAAUAUUGAAGCACUUUCUUAUGUCAGUAUACAUUGUUAGUUGAUGACAGAUGUUCCUAUUGUUGUGGAUCUUGCUGAUCUUUCUGGAAAAAGCGUAUGCAUAUUUUUGUAGCUUCUGAAGUGUUAAUAUUUCCACAAAUAAAUAAUAAAUCGAUUGUUAUUAUUUA